Diospyros lotus (date-plum) is the source of this 960-nucleotide messenger RNA. Its product is annotated as GRAS family protein RAM1-like. The coding region runs from base 1 to 960 and encodes 319 amino acids. Gene Ontology annotation, biological process: regulation of DNA-templated transcription. The record is from RefSeq and is a predicted model, not a curated record. Lineage: Eukaryota; Viridiplantae; Streptophyta; Magnoliopsida; Ericales; Ebenaceae. The transcript has a single exon. Gene Ontology annotation, molecular function: sequence-specific DNA binding; DNA-binding transcription factor activity. Gene Ontology annotation, cellular component: nucleus.
AUGGAUUCAGACUCCAAAACUGGUUCAUCUUCUUCAGCUGCUUCUUCCUCGGUUGAUCCCGGCACCGAUGAAGCUUCUCAGGCGUAUCGAAUACUAUACCAAGCUUGCCCUUACAUAAAGCUCGCUCACUUUGCAGCCAACCAGGCCAUCCUUGAAGUAACCGAAGCAGAAGAGAAGAUUCAUGUCCUCGAUCUUGACAUCCGCCAUGGGUGGCAGUGGCCUGAACUCAUCCGAGCCAUGGCCGCUCGUCGAACUGGCCAGCCAAAGCUUCUCCGGAUUACAGCAAUUGGGUUUGGGAGCCCUAUAAAUGGGGUAAAAUGUUGCUUGGAAGAAGCAGCGAGAGAAGCAAGAAUUCCAUUCGAAUUCCACGCAAUUGAGGCCAACCUCGGCGACCUAAAUCCAAGCAUCUUCCAUGGCGACGAAGCCCUGGCUGUGAAUCUAGUGAAUUGGCCAUACUGCAGUGAUAUUGGGAAGCUAUUGCCAUUGAUAAGAGAGCAAGCUCCUAAGAUCGUAACCCUAACGGAGAAAGAGACGGGCGGCGACGGAAACUUUCCAAAAUUCUUGGGCGAGUUCACGGGGCUGCUUAGCCACUACACGAUGAUCUUCGAGUCAUUAGAGGAGGUUUUUUCGGGCGUGCCGGAGGCGAGAAGGAAGGUGGAGCAGAUCUUUGGGGCGGAGAUAAGGAAGGCGGUGGCAUACGGGGAAUUCAAAGCAGCAGAAAGCAGAAAUGAAGAGAUUGAAAGGGGAAUAUUAUUGGAUGUGGACGAAAGGAUGACGGUAAUGGAGGAAAAGGGUUUUCUGAGAGUGGCUCUGGGGAGUGGAAGGAUGAUAGAAGAGUUGCAGAGGUUGGUGAUGAGUGGGUAUGGUUGCAGUAGCUACACAUUGAGGCAGCGCAAAGGAAGCUUGCUCCUGGGUUGGCGCGGCACAAACAUCACGGCGACUUCUGCGUGGCGUUGUUGA